GAACGCCUAAGAUGGAUCACGGUUUUCUCAAUGAGAGCUUGAAUCAAGUGAUCUCACUUACAUUGGCUGAGCCUGAGGCUAGUGAGGUAGCUGAGAACCUCCCCAAAGGGCCAUACAACCCUUUCCGUAACCAGCCUGAAGAGACGGAAAAAGACGCUCUUUACCACUUCAUGGUGACGGGCGCACCGUUAUCUCAACAGAUCCCCCCUCAUUUUGGGGCCUUGUCUCAUCCCGACCCGAAUAGCGGAUUAUAUCGUCUCCGCUUCAUCAAAGGCGAUGGAAAUGGAAUGAGGCGCCCAGACGAGCAUACCACACAGUACGAACACCACAAAUACAAUCAACGCUUGAAUCCACGUCCUGACAGAGUUGGCAACUAUGGGUUCGGCAUGUGUGGCACCCUCGAUUCCGUGCGCACGGAAAAUGACAUGAAGGCCGGCGCUCUUGCUCAGUUCCCCAACAUCGGUGGACUCGUCACAUCCGCUCCUUUCAAGGCCAGUGGGAUACGAUUCAUUUUCAAGGAGGUGGAUCAAACUAGCUUGAUCUUCACAAUGUUUCUGAAGCAUCCGGAGCUACUGCAAUCUUUAUUGGAGGAGCUGUUCACUUGGUUAGAGUCACUUUCUCACCUCACACGUACGUGCCAGACGACACGCAGGAUUGUCGAACAGGAAUUCGGCUACUUUGCAACGAAUAAGAUGGACUUUCUCAAGUGCGAUAAAUCGCCCGAAGAACUUCAAGCUCUCGUAGCUGCAGGAAAGUUGACACGAGAGUGUGUGGACGAUAUUCGUGUCCCCAAGUUCCUUCAUAUCGGUCGUGUACGAUACCCGACACAGAUGGCCCCUAGCUUUGGCGGCAGCCCUGACGUGUUUUGGCCGCCGCAAGUUUGGUCAGCAGAUGAGGAAGGUUUACAGACUCAUCAAGAUCUGUUCAACGACCACGGGUUUCAGAAUAUUAUCCCGUAUACCCGGAAACGAAGUGAGAUGCCUUUUUAUCAGCAUUGCGGCGCACUGCAGAAACUUUUGAGAACCUGUUUUCUCCAUCCCCGCAAUUUCAACUUCUUGACGAUAACAAGCCUUGAUGCUCUGAACGUCACAAGCGUCAUGGCAAUCAUCGAAGGCUGCCCAAAAUUGAGGGGACUUUGCAUCUACAGUUGCCCCCUGAUUAGCUUGCACGAAGUACGCGAGAUAAUCCAGGCUAUUGGUAAGACAAACGAAUUACGAAUCAAGGCCAGGAAGCCUCUCCUUGACCUUGAUAUUGCGCCCCGGUUCCACCAAGGCCCAAUCGAUGGCCGAAACGGAUCUUAUGGCGUCACGCAUUCGGAUCCGACGUUAUAUUGCGACUGGAACACUGACGUUGGUCGCGCUAUAGGCGCCAGCAUUGUUUCAUUAAUGCGACAAGCCGAAAAAGCCAGCAUCCAGUUAUGUCAGCCCGGUAAGGCAUUCCGACUGUGGUUGGAUAAGUUGCCCCUCGAUCUAUAUCAAGCCGAAAAUUUGUGUGUUACUGCGGCCAACUUCUUACAAAAUGAGAAGAAACGCUGGGACUGGGCACAUGAGGUUUAUUGUAGCCCUGGCGACGAACGUCCACGAGCUGCUCUCGUCAAACGGUUCGAUGAGACCGUGGCUCUCGAUUUGCUUGCGGCGGCUUUAGCUCGGCCGAUCAGACACAAGAUCGACUAUGUCGAGCAACACAAGUUCACAUGUACGACUUGUAAUGAAAGACUUCCUGGCGAGUUUUUCCGAAGAAUCUCAGCAAGUCGUCCCCCAAACUCAAUAAAGUGCGAAGGAUGCGAGUUGGGGUUCCAGCAACAAUACGAACCCGGCAACAACCAACUGGAGAUGAACCGUAUCGUCGUUAAUAUGUGGCUCGAUGCCCCAGAAAAAUCACUAGACUGGAUCAGUGGUGAUUCGUUUGAAGCUAAGCGUAGGCGAGACGUCCUGAUUAACGAAGCAAAGAAGUUGCCUACAAGCGAAACGCUUCUGAUCCGAGCAGAGAAGCUAGACGACAAGCGUCAGGACGUGGUGGAUGAGAUGUACGACUGCUACGAUUGGAUCAGGAAGAAGGAUCUCGAUGGAAAGAGAAAGAAUAUUGAGAGGAAAAUUGAAGCCCUCCGAGUGCGAGCAGGGUUCCAAGCACGACCAAAACCUGGUCUGGCUUCUGAAUAUGACUGGGAUUACCGUCGCCGCGCGUAUUUCUGGACAGGUCAACUGGAGAGUGGCAAUGUCCAGAACAACGGGCCUUAUGAAAACGUCACGCUUCUAACGCUAAAGAAGCAUUUCACCAUGCUUCAUUAGUUACUCUGGUCUGCAUCUCCGGUUUGGUUUUGGAAUACCUUAUCAAAUGGUUACACUACAACUUUGCUCCUCAGUUCAUUAGGCGCAGUCUUUUCCGGUCCUCCGGGUUCAUACCGUGCUUUCGAUAAGAUUCCCUGCACAAGGAGAUGCUUGAAAACUAUCCUUUCACUACAAUCUGCGAGUUUUUUGCAGCACAGGUUUGUAUCAGGUCUGGCACCGUUCUCAGCACUCAAGUUCUAGUCCCAUUUCCCCUGAGCCCUUGAGUUUCGGGCUCGCACGAACAAGGUUCGCCCCUUUGCAUAGACAAGCCUGGCAGCGUACACACCCUGCUCCCCUUGUUUCUGCUUCCCCCUACGUCUCGCACAGCUCACGGAGGUAAAAAACAGAAAGAAGCACUCCAAAAGGUAAAAAAGAAAAAUCACCAAAAGAAAGAAAAAGGAAACAAAAAGGUAAUACGGUUUUUUGGAAUGGAUACACG
Truncatella angustata is the source of this 2766-nucleotide messenger RNA. RefSeq lists its product as uncharacterized. The record is from RefSeq and is a predicted model, not a curated record. The transcript has 4 exons. Bases 12 to 2288 code for a protein of 758 amino acids. NCBI's taxonomy places the organism in Eukaryota, Fungi, Ascomycota, Sordariomycetes, Amphisphaeriales, Sporocadaceae.